AUGGUUUUUAUUCUACCGAAAAUAAAAACUAAAUUCAAAGGAGAUAAUACUAAAAAGGGUAUUAAAAAUUAUGAACCUUCUUUUGAUUUAGCACAAGAAUUAAAUGGAUUUAUUGAUGGUAUUUCAUAUGAUUAUUUCUUCGAUGAAUAUUAUUACCAACAACCGAGUAAAAUAACGAGUAAUACUCGUGGUCAUUCACAUUUAUGCUCGAAUGAUCCAUAUGGCAUUACACCAGCGGAGUAUGGUUAUUUUAGUUAUUUAGCAUAUAAUAAACCUGUAAUAAAAUUACAAAAACAUUAUCAAGGAAAUUUCUUAAAAAAAGAUGAUGAAUUAGUUUUUUAUAAAGAAAAUGAUGAAAACGAAAGAAAUAAAUAUGAGUUACUUUCUCAAUACCUUAAAGACAAAGGAUGGUCUUUUCAGUACCAUAAUAAAAAUGGACUAUAUUAUAUAAUAGGAACUAAAGUUUGUAAAGAAGACAAAACAGAUAAGGAACAGAAUAAAGUCAAAGUGAUUGCUUUUAAAGGAACAAAUUCAUUAAGUGAUGGUCUUUAUGAUAUUCAAUUGUUUGCUGAAUCUGCAUUUCCAACUAUAUCAGUUACAGUAUUUCCAGUAUUUACAAAACAGACUCUUUCAAGAAUAAGUUAUGGGUUAUCAUUUUUUGGAACAAAAGCAUUCGAAAAAGAUGAGCCAACACUCUUAGGAACAGCAAAGAAAAUAGUGAAAGAAGAAAUGAAAGAUGGAAUCCCUCUUGUAGUUACUGGUCAUUCACUUGGAGGAGGGAUUGCGAAUAUAGUUGGAACAGAGUAUGGAUUAUCAAGUUUUGGAAUAUCCCCUCCUGGGACAUUUUUGGGUUCAAAAGGAUUAGGACUAAAGAAAAAGGAUGUCACUGUACUUGCAAGGGCUGUUAUACCUGAUAGAGAUCCUGUUGCUGCUCUAGGAAUAGAUGGAGGGUUACAAAUCAGAAUACCAUGCAAUGCAAAUUCAUUGAAGUGUCAUGGCAUACACAAUUCAGUUUGCAUGAUUGGUGAGUUGUGUAUCGAUAAAAGCAUGAUAAAGUUAUGUAAUAAAACGUGGUUGAGUUGGGGGUUUGACAUUUCAAAGACAUAA
Entamoeba nuttalli P19 is the source of this 1107-nucleotide messenger RNA. RefSeq lists its product as hypothetical. The coding region runs from base 1 to 1107 and encodes 368 amino acids. Lineage: Eukaryota; Evosea; Mastigamoebida; Endamoebidae. The transcript has a single exon. The record is from RefSeq and is a predicted model, not a curated record. Gene Ontology annotation, biological process: lipid metabolic process.